This is a messenger RNA of Rubroshorea leprosula, 7100 nucleotides long. The record is from the annotation of a GenBank genome assembly. NCBI's taxonomy places the organism in Eukaryota, Viridiplantae, Streptophyta, Magnoliopsida, Malvales, Dipterocarpaceae.
GCUUGCAGCUCGGCAUCUCGUACUCGGCAGAUCGUGCUCGAGUUCAUCAUGCUUUUGAGCUCGGCAGCUCGUGCUGCAGUUCUGCAUCAUGCCUUUGAGCUUGGCAGCUCGGCAGCUCGUCAGCUCGUGCUUGAGCAAGAUGCAACUCCUGCUCCACAUCUUGCAGCUCGUGCUUCAGCACUUCACAACUCAUGCUCCAGCAGUUCACAGUUCGUGCUCUUGCAGACUUCGCAACUCGCGCUGCAGCAAGGAUUUUGCAACUCGUGCACCAGCAGGAAGUUCGUGGCUCAUGCUCCAGCUGGGACUGUCAUACUGGCAAGCUGCCGAGUCAGGGACUCAUCUCUUGGAUUCUGCAAGAACAAAUUCAAAAAGGAGGAAGAUCCCAACUUGCUUUUCAAGCUGAGCUACUCUGCCUUGCCGAGCUGGACUGCUGCGCUGCCACCGAGUUGGACAGCCUUGCCGAGCUGGACUGCUUUGGUGCUGUCGAGCUGGGCUGCUGUGAUGGUACCGAGCUGGACUUCCUUGCCGAGCUGGGCUGCUGUGAUGCUGCCGAGCUGGACUUCCUUAUCGUGCUGGGCUGCUUUGCUGCUGCCAAGCUGGGCUGUUAUGUUGCUGCCGAGCUGGACUACUUUGCCACCGUUAUCAAGCUCGAGCUCAUCUUAUUUCAUUGAGGCCCGUGUUCAUGCCACCGAGCUGGGAGACUGCUUUACUGCUGCAGAGCUGAGCUACUCUGCCUUGCCGAGCUGGGCUGCUGCGCUGCCACCGAGUUGGACAGCCUUGUCGAGCUGGACUGCUUUGUCCUUGCCGAGUUGGGGGAUUGCUUUGUCAUUGACAAGCUGGACUGCCUUGUCCUUGCCGACCUCUCAUUGGCCCACGUGGUGUUACCCACGUGGGUAUGUCUCCUCCUCUUGGGCCUGUGGCGUUGUUGAUCUCAGGCAUGUUUGGAGCAGGGACUUGACAAGUGUUCUUCAAAAUCUUGAAACACUUAGAGUAAUUUGGUGUAAUGAUUUGAUUAGUUUAUCAACAUCCACGGCAUCAGUCAAGAAUCUCACAACUUUGGAGCUACGUAGUUGCCAUAAAAUGGAAAACCUGGUUUCAACUGCAACAGUCCAAAGCCUGGUGCAUGUAAAGAGUAUGACUGUAAGCCGAUGCCUUAAGCUAACUGAAAUAGUUGGAAGCCAAGGAGAUACAACACAAGAUCCCAUUAUUUUUAGCAGUUUGAGAUAUUUGAAAUUUGAAUGUUUGACAAGACUAGCAUGCUUCAGUUCUGGGAAUUACAUCUUCGAUUUCCCAUAUAUGGAGCAACUAAUUGUGGAACAGUGCCCUAAAUUAGAGAUCUUCUCUAAGACAGUUCCAAAAACACCACGGCUGCUGCAACUACAGGGAGGGAAAUUGUGGAAUUUGGAAGGUGACCUCAAUACCAGCAUACAAAGAAUGUAUACGGAAAAGGUUGGAUAUGUUGGUUUGUCUGCUUUGAGUCUCUCUGAGUUUCCUCAACUGAUGCAAAAUUGGCAUACUAGGAACCUUGAAAUCUUAGAAUUUAGAUGGGUUGUGUAUCUGGAUAUUUGUAAUUGCAACAGCUUGAGAUACUUGUUAACCCCCUCCAUGGUCAGGAGUCUUGUGCUACUCAUGAAUUUGAAUGUCCAAGACUGCAAAACAAUGGAAGCAGUGGUUGAAUUUCCCAACUUGGAGUUCUUGACACUGAGUUCUCUUAACAUUCAACAAAUAUGGCACAAGCAAGCUGAUUGUGCUCAAAAUUUAUUGCGUUUGAGGGUGGUUGGCUGUGCUAAUUUGAAAUAUCUAUUCAUAUCCUCUAUGUUUAAAACUAUUGGGAAACUGCAAUGGCUUGAGAUCCGUAAUUGUGGAAUGAUGGAAGAGGUGAUAGUGACAGAAGCAUUAGCAGAAGAAGAAAGGAUGUACAAGAUGGUCUUUCCAAAACUGGACAAGUUGCUACUACAAGACCUUCACAAACUUACAAGAUUUUGUUUUGGAAAUUUAGUUGAAUUCUCCUGCCUUAGAGACUUUCAUGUAAUCAAAUGUCCAUUGAUGAAGACAUUCAUCUCUAGCUCUAUUACAGGAAACAUGACAGCUAGUUCUGAAGAAGUGGAGAAUACUUGUAUACCACCUCUCUUCGAUGCAAAGGUGGCAUUCCCUAGUGUAGAGAAAAUAGUGAUUAGGUCUAUGGAGAGCUUGAACAAGAUAUGGCAAGACCAACUUGAUGCAGAUUCUUUUUGCCAACUAAAUUACCUUUGUGUAAUAUCAUGUCGAAAGCUAUUGAACAUUUUCCCGUUAACCAUGUUGGAAAGGCUUCAGAAACUAGACAAGCUGGACAUAAGGAAUUGUAAUUCACUAGAAGAGAUAGUUGAGUCACAAGGGCUUGGUGCUAUCCAAUCACAAUCUCAAAUAACCACCCAGUCAACUUUGGUAGAAACUCCCAUAAAGUUAGUCUUGCCAAAAUUGACACACCUUCAUCUUAAUGGGCUACCCAAACUGAAGGGUUUCGAUUGUCAAACGCUUGAUAUUGAAUGGCCAUUACUGAAAAAAUUGGAGGUGUAUGGAUUUAACCAAGUGCAGAUAUUUGCUUCAGAAUUUUCGAGCUUCCAAAGAACUAAUGGAGAUGACCAAUUUGGAAUUGGGAUCAACUGUCCUAUUUUCUCAGUCAACAAGGCCACAUUCCCUUGUCUAGAAGAAUUGGAAUUGAAAAACAAUGAUAUUAUGAAGGAGAUAUGGCAUGGACAAUAUCCGGGGGAUUAUUUUCCCAAACUAAAAGUUCUUAAACUCAUCCAAUUACCUGAGCAAUCAGUUGUGCACCCUUUCCUCUUUCAGUCACCAAAUCUUGAAAGGCUUGUUGUUAGUGAAGCUUCGUUUCUUGAACUAUUCCAGUGUCAAGGACUUGGUGAUAAGGCAAAACCUGCACUUGCACUUACUGAGUCAAGUGAAUUAAGGUUAUCUGAGCUUUUGGAAUCAGUUUUCUAUAACCUGAAAACCCUGGAAGUGUUACAGUGUAGCAACUUAAAGAAUUUGGUGCCAUCCUUUGUAUCUUUGAAGAAUUUGACAACUUUGGAAGUAUCUGCAUGUCAUGAACUCAUAAAUUUAAUUGAAUACUCAACAGCCAAAAGCAUGGUGCAGCUCACAAAAAUGAGUAUAAGUAAAUGUCAAAUGCUAAAAGAAAUUGUGGCGUGUGUGGGUGAAGAAGUUAAGGAUGGCAUUGCUUUCAUCCAGCUCAAGUAUUUGGUACUUCGUGGUCUACCAAGACUAGCAAGCUUUUGCUCAGGGAAUUGUGGCUUUGAACUUGCAUCUUUGGAAGAAGUAAUUGUGAUGGGUUGCCCAAAUAUGCAGAUCUUCUCUCGAGGGGAAUGCAGCACCACUAAUAAACUGCAAAAAGUGAAAUUGACUGUGGAUGAAGAUGAAGGGUUCUGGGAAGGCAACCUUAACUCCACCAUAAAAAGGAUGUUCACAGAAAAGGUUGUGUUACCAUGCCUAGAGGAGCUGCAAUUACGUUGGAUGAAUGUUAACAUCAAAUGGCACACUUCAAUAACAUAUUUAUGUGUGGAGAAACUGAAGAAAUUGAUCAUUCAAGGCUGUGAUAAUUUGGAGUACUUAUUCUCAUUUUCUGUAGCUAGAGGUCUAGUGAUGCUCAGUCGAGUUGAAAUAAGGGAAUGCAAGAGGAUGAGACAGAUUAUUGUCACAGAGAAUGCAGAACAAAAAAAGGAUUUAAUUUUUCCUCAAUCGAACUUCCUAUUGCUAAAAGACCUCCAAAACAUUGUUGGAUUCUACUCAGGGAAUUGUAUUGUUGAAUUCCCAUCCUUAAAGCAAUUGCAAGUAUUGAACUGCCUAGAGUUGGAAGGAUUCAUUGUUAAAUAUUUUGCAAGCACAAAUGUCAUUGUUGACAAACAACCAUUCUUCAAUGAACAGGUUGCUUUUCCCAACUUGGAAAGUCUGACUCUUACCCACUUGAAAAACUUGGAUAUCAUAUGGCACAACCAAUUCCAUGCAGGUUCCUUUGCCAAAUUAAAAUCAUUAAUGGUUAGAAAUUGUGAGAAGUUAUCCACUGUUUUUCCAUCUGCUGAUAUGCUGGGAAGAAUAUGGAAAUCCCUAGAGAAGUUAAUUUUAUUUGAUUGUGGCUCGCUAGAAGUGGUAUUUGGAAUUGCUGAGUUCAAUGUCAAACAAACACAUGCUACAAUAGACACCAAGUUGAGAGAAUUGAAUGUUGAUAACCUACCAAGAUUGAAGUAUGUGUGGAAUAAAGAUCCCAAAGGGAUACUCACUUUCCACAGCUUGGAAUUAGUAGUUAUAGAACGUUGUAACACACUCAAAUUUUUGUUUCCAGCUUCAAUAGGCAAAAGCCUUUCGCAACUUCAAAAGCUACAUUUAUUGAGGUGCGGGGUGGAGGAAAUUGUUACAAUGGGAGAACAAGGAAUUGAAGCAAUUGUUAACUUUGAAUUUCCUCAAUUGUCAAGUCUUAAGCUUGAGCGGCUACCAAGACUCCAAUGUUUCCAUCCAGGGAAGCACACGGCAGUGUGGCCAAAAUUAAAAGAGUUCCACUUUUCCCUUUUCAAUCAAGUAAAGAGAACAGAUGGCAGUUGGCAACUUGAUUUCCCUGUACGACUACCACUUUUCUCCAUAGAGAAGGUCAUCCCUCAGUUGGAAAAAUUGUCACUAUCAAGACAUGACAUUGCAGUUAUAUGUGAACACCAAUUUAAAGAAGAUCUCUUUUUCAAUGUCAAAGUUCUUAAAAUUCGUGACUAUCUUGAUAAUGAAUCAGAUGUUUUACCCAUCAGAUUACUACAAAGAUUCUGCCAUCUAGAAGAGCUUGUCGUGGAGCAUUGUAAUUUCAAAGAACUGUUCCCUUCAAAAGGAGAAGUUGAAGAACAAGAGAAACACAUUGAACUUGAGACAUUCUCAAGGAUUAAAACAUUAAAUCUAAGGACCCUUCCAUACCUCAGGCAUAUAUGGAACCAUGACUUGUCAAUUGUUCUUCAAAAUCUUAGAACUCUUGAAGUUUUUAUAUGUGAGAGUUUGAUUAGCCUGUCAACAUCACCUGCCUUUUUCCAGAAUCUCGUAACUUUGAAUAUAUGCGGGUGUGAAGCAAUGGUAAACUUGGUUUCCAUCUCAAUAGCCCAAAGUCUGGUGCAGUUAGAAAGAAUGAGUGUAUCAUGGUGUCGCAUGCUGACUGAAAUAGUUGAAAAUGAAGGAAAUGGAAUGCAAGAUUUGAUUGUGAUAACUUUUACUAAAUUAAGACUUUUGAAACUUGUAUGCUUGUCAAGAUUAGAAAGCUUUUGUUCAAGGAAUUUCUCCUUCAAAUUUCCAUCUUUGAAAAAGUUAAUUGUGAUUCAAUGCCCCAAAUUGAUGAUCUUUAGUGAGGGUGACCUAAACACACCACUACUGCAGAGAGUAGAAUUAAUUGAAGGAGAGCACAAGUGGCAUUGGGAAGGUGACCUUAAUACCACCAUACAAAGAAUGUACAUGGAAGAGGUUGGAUUUGCUAGGUUACAAGGUUUGGUGCUGUCAAAUUUUCCCAAGUUGUUGGAAAUAUGGCAUAUCAAGAAUCCUCAAGAACUCUUAGAUUUUAGACAACUUCAGUUAAUAGUAAAAGAUUGUGGAACAAUGGAACAAGUGAUAAUGGGAGAAGGAGCAAAAAAUAAAAUGGAAUUCCCACAUCUUUGGUUGAUCAAUCUAGAGUCUUGUUCAGAUUUGACAAGUUUCCAUGUGGGAAGUCAUAGUCUUGAGCUUCCAUCUUUAUGUUAUUUUAUUGUAAAAGACUGCCCAAAAAUGGUCACAUUCGUUGCAUCUGCAUCCUCCAAGGAACACAACAAAGAGGAAUCCCAAUACCUCUUCAGCAACAAGGUAAAGACUCCUAGCUUGGAGUUUUUGAGUCUAUCUUCAAAUAACAUUCAGCGAAUUUUGGACAAUUCAAUUCUAGAAAUCUCCUCUUAUGUCCAAAAUUUAAGAAAGUUGUGUGUGGAGGGUUGUGGUAAUUUGGAAUAUCUAUUGACAUCCUCCAUGGUUAAGAGUUUUGAGCAACUAAAUUGGCUCAAGAUUUGCAAUUGUAAUAUGAUGGAAGAGGUAAUACUUGUAGAAGAAUCAAUGGAUGAGGAAAAGAUGUGCAAGAUUUUCUUCCCUAACUUGGAAUUCCUACUGCUCCAAGACCUUCCAAAACUCACAAGAUUUUGUUUUGGAAAUUACUUGGAAUUACCAUGCCUUUGGAAACUUAAGAUAAGCAAGUGCCCUAUGCUGAAGACUUUCAUCUCUAGCUCUUUUUUUGGAGACAUGAUAGCUAGUUCUGAAAAUGUCAAAAACACUUGUGCACUUUCUCUCUUUGACGCAAAGGUGGCAUUUCCCAAAUUAGAGCAUUUGGUAAUUGAACAUGUGAAGAGCUUGAAUAAGAUAUGGAAAGACCAGCUCGAAGUAGAUUCUUUUUGCCAACUAACUUUGGUGAGUGUGGUUUCAUGUGAAAAGUUAUUGAAUAUUUUCCCAUUUAGUAUGUUCGAAAGGCUUCAAAGACUAGACAAGCUCCAAAUAUGGAAUUGUGAUUCACUUGAAGAGAUACUUGAGUCUCAUGAACCUGCUGUUAGCCAAUCACAAGCUCAAAAGGCCACUCCGCUACCUUUGUUGGAAACUGUCACAUGGUUGGAGGAUGAUGUGAAGGAUGAGAUUGUCUUUAGCAAAGUCAAGUAUUUGCAACUUUGUGGUCUGCCUAGACUUUCAAGCUUUUGCUCAGUUAAAUGCAAGUUUGAGUUCCCAUUUUUGGAAGAGGUGAUUUUGAUGGAUUGUCCAAGUAUGCAGACUUUCUCUAUGGAUGAAAUAAGAACGCCAAAACUACAGAAAGUAAAAUUGACUAGAGAUGCGGAUGAAGGCUUUUGGGAUGGCAACCUAAACUCGACCAUACAACUACAGUUCAUGCAAAAGAAUCAAGGUGAUUCUGAAAAUUGAGAUCAAAGAAAUUGCGGCUUAUGUCCUUUCCAAGUGAAAUUUGAUGGUCUGAAUGGUGUACGCAUAAAUUGGAUGUGAAGUUGUCACAUUGCUUGGUGGCUACAAUGUUACCUCACUAAAUAAAAUUGAUCCCUUUUUUCUACCAAAAAAAAAAGACAAUCUUUUCU